ACAUCAGGAAAAGAAAACACUGUUGUACAAGACACUAUUAAAGAAGAUGGAGGCUCAUCUGUAAAUCAAGAUCUCACAGUUCAUAGGAUACCUUCCGGCAGUUCUUCACAAUCAUCUGAUGGUGUAAAUCCAAGCACAAAUACAGAUGAUUUUGAUCAGAUUACAAGUACGCAAGUGUCCAUUAAUUCACAAGGCAGCCUCUGGUUACCAAGCAGUCAAGAUACAUAUGAAGAAGAGGAGGGAGGUGAUCACCUAGAAAACAUGAAUAACAAGAGGAAAGCUCUAGACACUUUCCUGCAAAGCUGUGGCUUAAGUCCAGUGAAGAAGCAACUCGGAACAGAUUGGAAUGAAGCAUCUGACCGUACAAAAAGUGAUUAUAUAUCAUCAGCUAAAUCAAUUUUUCAAGAGGUUGUGAAUGUCCUUGCACCAGGUCAAGGCUCUCUUCUGCUGGAUGCUUUAUUGAAGACUGCUUCAGAUUCUGCUGACACCAACAUACUGCAAUUUCUUUCAAAAGCCUAUAACCUAUCUACUGACUGGGGAACACAGAGACAAAUUUUGUCAUUAUUUGCUCAUGCCUAUACUUACAAUCAGUUGAUUGCCUUUAUUCCAACUCUUACCAAAUACAGAUAUACAGCAGCAAGAAAACAUGCCAUUACAAGGGGUGUUGGACAGCAAGUGCAAAGUUCAUCAUAUACUAGGGAAGGUUUGUCUGAUCACCAGAUCAAACAUUUUAUAGAUUUUGUCAUGUCCCCUUGUAUCAUGACAGAUUCUCCAUUUUUGGAAACUAAGUUAAAACUUUCAAGUGGUGAAGUCUCUCAAGUUCCACAAAUUAUUUUGAAUAGUGUAAGAGCUCGUGUAGUGGAGCAGUACAGGAGCUUCUGCUUAGAGUCUGAAGUAGAAAAUGUUGCCAGUGACAGGUCAUAUAUGAGAGUACUAGAGGCUAUUGAGCCAAAAGUAAGGAAAAGCAUGAAAGGGCUAGAUAACUUUGCUGCAGAUGGAGCAGGAGCUAUUGAUGACCUAAAGAAAAUUGUUACUGAGUUGGGAAGGCUAUUGAAAGGAGUGGAGUGGGCAGAUGACAUCGUUCAGAAACUGGCAAAUGGGAAACAGUAUCUUAAACUUGAUUAUAAGAUGCAUGUUGCAGUUGAGUCAGAAAUUCCUGACCAUUGUUCAUAUUAUGCCCUGUCUUCAAAAGCUUAUGAACAUCAGGUGACUUGCAGCCAUCCCCACAACCAAAUCUGUUCUAGCUGUCACAGUUUAACUAACACCAUAGAGCAGAUAAAAAAUGCCGCAGAUGAAGCACAGUUUGAGGAUGAAGACCAACGUGAUAACAUCCAGUACACAUUGGCACAGAGUGUAAAAGCUUUAGAAGAAUGGAAAAAACAUAUAUUACGAUCAGUCAACCAAGAUAGAGCAAGAUCUGACAUAUUGGAAAACAUAGGUGAAGAUCAAGUACUAUUAGAAAGAGACUGGGCCAUGAAAUUUUUGCCAAUGAUGUAUAGAGAAUCACAGUCAAAAUGGUUUGGAAAAAGAGGCCUCAACUGGCAUAUGACAGUGGGAACCUUCAAGGUCAAUGAGGAUCUACAUAGUCACACAAUUGUCCAUGUCUUCGACAAUGCGAAUCAAGAUGCUACUACAUCAAAUUCCAUUUUAAAAGAUUCAGUGGAGAGACUUCAAGAGAAGAAUUCAAAGUUGAAAGAAGUAUUUAUCAGAUCUGAUAAUGCAGGGUGUUUUCACGGUGUAGAAGGAGUAUUUGGCAUACCUUGUUUGAACAGAACAAAUGAGUUAAAAAUUGUCCAAAGGGACUUCGCUGAUCCACAGGGAAGCAAAAGCAUAUGUGAUCGUAGAGCUGCGCAUAUUAAAGGAUCCAUCAGAAAAUAUGUCGACGAAGGAAAUAAUGUCACAACUGCAAGAGAGUUCCUUGAUGCUGUCAUGAAUUCCAACAUAAAAAAUGUUGAAGUGGUUUAUGCAUUGCCUCCAAGUUCUGGUGCUGAGAAAAAGAAUUUAAAAAUUAAGGAUAUUUCAUUGCUGAAUAAUUUCAGAUAUGGUCAUAGUCAUGUAACAUGCCACAGGCAAUACCGUAUUGGCAGAGGUGUGGAGUUUAUGAAUGAAGAAGUGGUUUUAUAUAACAUCUUUCCAUCCAUUGAGACCAUGACCUCUUGCUCCACAAGCACUUUUGUGAAACCCUGUGAACCAGGUCAAUCAGUUGUUAUUGAUCAUGCUCAGCAAAUACCUGUAGAUGCAGAAAAUACACAAACCAUAGUGGAGGAAUGUAAUGAAAGUUCUUUAAUUUUCACUUGUCCUGAACCCAAUUGCCUCAUGUCAUUCCAAAAAUAUGGAUAUUUGAGCAAACAUUUAGACAGAGGAAAUCAUAAAACAAAAACACAUGUGAAUUCACUUUCUGAUAAGGCAAAAAAGGAGUUUGUGGAUCAAAUUGAAACAAAGAGAUCAACAUUGCUUCAAAAGUCAUCGACCACCUUACCAUCGGAUAAAAUAAUAUUAGAGAGAGGAUGGGCCUUGAAAUCCAAACGAAUAGCUAGAAGAUUUUCAAAGGAACAAACAAAUUUCCUGAGAGAAAUAUUUGAGAAGGGUGAAGUUACUGGUUAUAAGUGUGAUGCAGAAGAGGUGUCUAUGAAAAUGAGAACAGUCAAGGAUAAUGAUGGCAAAAGAAGAUUCUGUCAGCAAGAAUUCUUAUCAUUAGCUCAAAUUGCCAGCUACUUCAGUAGACUGUCCUUAGAGAAGAGAAAGAUUUCACUGAGUUCAUAUGAAGAAGAAGAUCUUGUUGCAGAAGAUUUUGAAAAUAAUGCCAUGGAAAUCAGAAAUCUUGCAACCAGUGCAAAAUGA
Saccostrea cuccullata (small rock oyster) is the source of this 2841-nucleotide messenger RNA. RefSeq lists its product as uncharacterized. Lineage: Eukaryota; Metazoa; Mollusca; Bivalvia; Ostreida; Ostreidae. The record is from RefSeq and is a predicted model, not a curated record. The transcript has 4 exons. The annotation marks the transcript as partial.